AUGUUCUUAGUCGGCAGCCCGAGAAGGAUUCUGGUCAUUAAUCCGAACACAAGUACCUCAAUAACUGAGACGUUCAAGCCAGUAAUCGCGGAACUGGACUUCCCAUACAAGUAUGACUAUACUUAUUGGACGAGUCCACAAGGUCCUGCGAUGAUCAAGAGCGAAGGAGACUUGAGUGAAAGCGCAUCACAGUGCUUGCCGCUGCUUCUGGGAAUCGCACACGAGUUCGAUGGCUUUCUGGCGGCGUGUUAUGCGGAUCACCCUUUGGUAAACAUGCUCAGAGCUGCAGUGAGAGGUAAACCGGUUGUCUCGAUAUUCGAAGCUAGUAUACUCGCUGCGAUCGCACUCGUCGGCGAGUCCUCGACCUUUGGCAUUGUGACGACUGCAGUUGUAUACGAAGAUAUGCUGGACACGAGUGUGAAUCGCUUGCUGGGAAGCCCGCAAGCCCGAAAGCUGUUUGCAGGGACCUGCGCGACACACAUCGGUCUACAAGACCUGCAGCCCGGUCACGAACAACGUGCCGGGAUGAAGAUUGUCAAAGCGACGACAGAACUGAUUGAGAAGAGUGAUGCGACCGUCGACAUUGUGUGCAUGGGCGGCGUUAUCCUGGGAGGCAAGGAGGCAUGGGUCCGCAAGGCUUUCGAUGCAGAAAAGCGAGAUGUCAAGAUUGUGGAUCAACUGCUGGCCGGUAUGUUGAUACUGGACGCUAUGCUCAACCACACACCCAUGGAGAAAGUCGAUUUCGACCGAGUGUUGAGAUGA
Messenger RNA from Cyphellophora attinorum, 762 nucleotides. RefSeq lists its product as uncharacterized. The record is from RefSeq and is a predicted model, not a curated record. NCBI's taxonomy places the organism in Eukaryota, Fungi, Ascomycota, Eurotiomycetes, Chaetothyriales, Cyphellophoraceae. The coding region runs from base 1 to 762 and encodes 253 amino acids. The transcript has a single exon.